This is a messenger RNA of Penicillium odoratum, 1707 nucleotides long. RefSeq lists its product as uncharacterized. Lineage: Eukaryota; Fungi; Ascomycota; Eurotiomycetes; Eurotiales; Aspergillaceae. Gene Ontology annotation, molecular function: transcription coregulator activity; RNA polymerase binding. The coding region runs from base 1 to 1707 and encodes 568 amino acids. Gene Ontology annotation, cellular component: nucleus. The record is from RefSeq and is a predicted model, not a curated record. The transcript is spliced from 2 exons.
AUGCUCAAGUCAACAUACACACCUCCUCCUCCCCUGCCUCCAGGGUGGACGGAGCACCGGGCGCCCACUGGUCAUUUGUACUUUUAUAACACCGUUACAAAACAGUCUACAUAUACCAGACCUGCGCCAAUCAUCCACGAAGCAUCGUCGGCAGCUCCGGCCUACACACCGGAAAUAUUACCAGCAUUUUCUUCAACGCCAUAUGGCCCUGCAGGCUACCAACCAGGACCAGCACAGUACGGCCAACACCAGUCACAACACGGCCAUGGGCGUGGUGGAUUCCGUGGUGGGAAGGGAUAUCAAGACCGUGGUCGACGAGAGCCUCAAGACCGACCGAAGUCGAAGCACGUCAUUCCUGAUUGUGAGCCGUGGGUUCUCGUAAAAACCAAGUUAGGUCGGCGGUUUGUGCACAACACCGAGACCAACGAGAGUUUCUGGAAGUUUCCGAAGGAAGUGCUCAAGGCCGUUACUGAGUAUGACCGGCUAGAGCGUGAGAAGAAAGCGAGAAUCGAGCGUGGAGAAGAAUUAGAGGCACCGCGCAAAGCAGAAACACCUAAGGCGAAGCCAAUUCCCGCCACCGAUAAUAUAACCGCGAAAGAGUCUCAUGCCUCAGUGGAAGCUUCAGAGGGCGCAGAAGAUAGUGAUGAGUACGAGGAGGUGGAGGUGACCGAUAGUGAGGGUGAGGAUCAGCCGUCAAAGCGUGCGCGCACCGACAGCGAAGGUGCACAAAAUCAACCUGUCGAAUUCACCGAGGAAGACAUGGCAUAUCAACUCGCUGCCAUGGGCGAAGAUUACGGAUUGGAUCCUGGCGAAUACGGCGAGCUAGGAGAAGACGAUUGGGAGGAAACACAGGGUCUUCCGUUGACCGAGGCAGACGCUGAAGCCCUUUUCCGUGACUUGCUGGAUGACUACAACAUCAACCCAUUCACGACCUGGGAGAAAAUCAUUGAGGAAGGUCGUAUCAUCGAGGAUUCCCGAUAUACCGCGCCCUCGAACAUGAAAACUAGACGAGAAAUAUUCUCGAAUUGGAGCAAAGACCGUGCCAAGGAGGUCCAGGAGCGCAAGAAAAAUCAGGAAAAGCAAGACCCACGCAUCAAGUACCUGACUUUCCUGCAGGAGAAUGCGACACCAAAGCUGUACUGGCCCGAGUUCAAGCGCAAGUUCCGGAAAGAACCAGAAAUGAGGGACUCGCAGCUUCAAGAUAAAGAUCGAGAGAAGUUAUAUCGUGACUAUAUCUCACGACUCAAGGCUUCUGAAAGCGCUCGGAAAUCAGACCUCUCUGCCCUACUCAAAUCUGCACCUUUGCAUGCCCUCAACCAGUCUUCCAGUCUUGAGACUCUUCCCACGGUUAUUAUAACGGACGUUCGAUACAUUGCGCUUCCGCCCAAAGUCCGUGAUCCCUUAAUCGGGGCGUACAUAUCUACAUUGCCCCCGGCACCAGAACUCCAGUUGACUCCAGAACAACAAGAAGUACUUGAUCGGAAGCGGAGGGAGCGGGAGAAGCGAGAACAUGCGCUGGCGGAGCGUGAGAAACGGGUUGAAGAAGAUAAACGCAGGCAACGUGAUGAGCUUGUGCGCGGCAAGCAUCUUCUCAAAGAAGGCGAAGCUGAGAUUGCAGAAGCCAUGAGAGUUAAUAGGGAUGGACUGCGAAGCUAUAUGGAUGUGGAUGAACCACCAGCUGGGGAGCAAGAGAAACCUAGCCAAUAA